Closterium sp. NIES-67 is the source of this 2863-nucleotide messenger RNA. The record is from the annotation of a GenBank genome assembly. NCBI's taxonomy places the organism in Eukaryota, Viridiplantae, Streptophyta, Zygnematophyceae, Desmidiales, Closteriaceae.
AUCCAGAUCGCUCUAAUUUAUAAUUGCCUGGGUAGCAUCUGCGACCGAUCCCUGUGUGCGGCAUCGCGCUAACGUCUCUUCUCGCGUUACGAAAAUUGUCCAUUCUGGCGGAGCCUACUCGUGAGAUGCUCUUAUCCUGCUCGUCCAUUCUCUAGCAAUGUCCUCUUACAACCGACAAUCGCCUGACGAUGUCGCCGACGGCAUCGCGAGCGACGUCGCAGGGGCCAUUCCCGUCACCAGGCGAUUAUCCGCAGAUCACGGCACUUUCGCCAGCCCCGACGAAAACGGUAUCCCUAAUCGUUCCGCGAAUGCUAGCGCAGGCGGUUCAGCCUAUUCCGCGUCGCAGCACCGGCUAGCGGCUAGCACUCCUGGUGUUGCCGCGGGUGCUUUAGUGAACUUUCCGACAGCAGGAGUCGAACCCGAACCUCGUCGUUCCCCCCCUGAUCGCAUGCUCUCCGGCGCCCGCGGCAGUCCUGUGACAGGGGUGAUUCAGCAGCAGCAGCAGCAGCAGCCGAUGGCACGGCAGCAAAGGCCACAUCAGCAUCGGCGCGCAAUGUCCGUUAGCGCCGUCGGCGCAUGUCAAGGGGGGUCGGAUGGCCCCGGGUGGGAUAUGGGGAUGGAUAUGGGCGGAAACGCUUCCAUGGCGGAGGAAUUUGGGCGGGGAGUUGGCGCGGGUUCCGCCACCGCUGCCGGCACGCCCGCGGGCAGCACCAGACCUGGUCGCGGUAGGGGGGCAGGGGGAAGUCAUAUCGCGGUGUCUCCCCGCGGGGCUCCCCCGUACACGGGAAUGGCGCGCGGAGGGGGAGUUGGGGGGAGGAUGGGGAAGGCACAAUCCAUGGUGGCGGGGAGAGGACCUCAGGCCCGGGCCCAACCUGGAGGUUCGGCAGGAGGGGCUUUAGGCUCAGCAGGAAUGGAUCCAGUGAGGUAUGCCGGAUUGGGCAUCGGCGCCUCUGGUUCGGGGUCCCCGAACCAGAUGCCAGGUGGGGUGCCGAGCCAAACCGGUGCGGGAGCACCAUGGCAGUCGAACCGAAGCAUUUCGUUUGAUGGGCCACGUGGCGACAACCCCAAUAAGCCCACGCCAGGGUCGUUUCCUCGAAGCAACACCACGCCCCUUCCCGGCCAAUUGCCCCCUGGGGGCGGCGCAGGGGGAGGGGGAAGCCCUAGUGGCGGGAUGCGGGGAGGGGGAGGGGGAGGGGCGGGGGUAGGAGGCGGGGGAAUGGGGGCGGGAAUGGGCAUAGAGGAGCAUGAGAUGGAGGGGCUCGAUGUGGAGGGGGAGGUCAUGGUGGGCGGCAUUGGCGCUGCUGUGUCCCCCCAGCAGCAGCUGCAGCAGCAGCAGCACCUGCAGGUUCAACACCUGCAGCAGCAGCAGCAGCUGCAGCAGCAGUCGCCUAGGAGGCCGGUGCACCGCAGAACGGUGUCGACCCCCCCUGAGAACCUGGUGCCUGCUGCUGCUGCGGCCAGGGGUGGCUUUGGCGUUUCUGCUGCUUCCUCUGCUGCUCCGGCUGCUGCUGCUGGGAUGAGAGGGGCUGGCGGGGCUCCCGGUGCUUCUGAGAUGGCACAGAAGCAGCAGCAGCAGCAGCGAAAGGUUCAAAGUCCAUUGCAGGGACAGGUCCGCCGGCCCAAUAGCGCAUUGCCGAUACAGCAGGGUUACCACCAGCACCAGCAGCAUCAUCAGCAAGAGGGCUUCGACCAAUUGCAGUUGGGCCAUGAAAGUAACUUAUCAGACGAUUUCGAUGAUGAGUCUGACGACGAUGAUGAUGACGAUCAUGGGGAUGCGGCCAUCGCCACUCCGCUGCGUGCGGUCCAGCCCAGGUCUCUGUCCGUGGGAGGAAGCACUGGUGACGGGUACGGGCGAGGUGCGGCAAGAGCAGGCGGAAUGGGAGCGGCAGGUGGAGGGGGAAAGGCUGGGGCAGUGGCCGGUAUUGGCUCUGAGUUCGGUGGGUUUCAUGGGAGCGCGGACGCAUCUUCUGCCGGCUUCUCAGGCGCACAUGGCAUGCAAGGGCCGCAUGGGCCGCAUGGAACGCAUGGGACGCAUGGCAUGCAGGGCGUGCAAUCGCCCAGGACGGGUCCCCGCAGCCCUCGUAUGAGUGGCUUCACAGCAGCAGGCAAUGCCAGGCAAGGCUUUCUUGUUCAGCAAGGGGGAGGCGUUCCUCCUGUCAGCCCAAGGCGAGUAGCAAGCGCCGGAACAGGGAGGAUUGGAGGCGUGGGAGCAGCAGCAUCAACAGCAGCAGCAGCAGCAGCAGCAGCAGGAGGAGGGGGAGGAGGAGUAGCAGCAGGAGGCAUGCCACCUCGCAGCCCCCGAGGCGUAGCCUUCCCUCUCUCCGCCUCCACACCCCCUGCCGUCCACCCUUUCUUCUCCAGCCCCACCCGUUCCUUCAACAGCCCCACUCGGUCCCUUGGCAGCCCCUCCCACUCGCCCCUGGGCUACAGCCGCCGCUUUGGCAGCUUUGUGGAGCGCAGCACGAGGAGGCGGACGGAGAAUGAGUGGUUCGACCACAGCGGGCAUGUGCCCUCCUCUGCUGCCUCCCAUGCUGCUGCUGGUCGUGCUGGUGCUUCUUUUGCUGCUGGUGCUGCUGGUGCUGGCGGUGGGGCUGGUGCUGGUGGUUUUGGUGGCUCUUUUGCGGGUGCUGGUGCGGUGCUGGUCACUUCUCUGCUGCUGAGGGGCAUGUGGUCGGGGGGUUCAGGGGCUUGUCGCUGGGCUCUGCUGCUGGGAACGCCCCGGGGCGGCUGAAUCACCCCAUGGGGCAUGGCACCGGCUAUAGCAGCACUGGCAGCGGAAGUGGUGCCAGCAGUGGUGCGAACUCCCCUGCUGCUGCUGCUGCUGCUGCUGGUGGGGUUGGGGUUGGGGGUAGGACACAGUACA